This is a messenger RNA of Phacochoerus africanus (Common warthog), 24031 nucleotides long. It is a transcript of the gene MACF1, whose product is annotated as microtubule actin crosslinking factor 1. The transcript has 103 exons. Lineage: Eukaryota; Metazoa; Chordata; Mammalia; Artiodactyla; Suidae. Gene Ontology annotation, cellular component: membrane; actin cytoskeleton; cytoplasm. Gene Ontology annotation, molecular function: cadherin binding; keratin filament binding; microtubule binding. Gene Ontology annotation, biological process: wound healing; regulation of focal adhesion assembly; regulation of microtubule-based process. Bases 232 to 22794 code for a protein of 7520 amino acids. The record is from RefSeq and is a predicted model, not a curated record.
GAAACGCCAGCGGGACCGGCGGCGGAGCGCGAGCAGCCGGGCGAGCGGGCUCAGGAGCGAGCGGCAGGCCGGGCGAGGCGAGCGCGAAGCGGAGAGCCGAGAGUCGGGGCGCCGCCGCCGCCCCCGGGCCGCACAAAGGGCCGAGGCUGGGGCAGCUGCCGCCGCCGCCUCAGCGCGCGGGCCUGGAAGCGGCGUCCGCCGGGGCCCCGGGAGAGCGCGGCGCGGGCGGCCAUGGCCGGCUACGUGCCGGGUCAGCAGCCGGCCAACCGCAGCCAGGAGAAGGAGUUCGUGCAGGCGUACGAGGAUGUGCUGGAGCGCUACAAAGAUGAACGGGACCGCGUGCAGAAGAAGACGUUCACCAAGUGGGUCAACAAGCACCUGAUGAAGGUCCGCAAGCACAUCAAUGAUCUUUAUGAAGAUCUGCGGGAUGGCCAUAACCUGAUCUCCCUCCUGGAGGUCCUCUCAGGCAUCAAACUGGAGCCAGCAGGGCUGAAGACCCUCCGUCUGGUGAGCAUGCCCUCCUGGCGCCACACACACAGCGAGGAGCAGGAGGAGGAAGAUGAUGAUGAUGUACCCCGGGAGAAGGGCAGGAUGCGAUUUCACAGGCUGCAGAACGUGCAGAUUGCCCUGGACUUCCUAAAGCAGCGACAGGUGAAACUAGUGAAUAUUCGCAAUGAUGACAUCACAGAUGGCAACCCCAAGCUGACCCUGGGCCUGAUCUGGACCAUUAUUUUGCACUUCCAGAUCUCUGACAUCUAUAUUAGUGGAGAAUCAGGGGACAUGUCAGCUAAGGAGAAGCUGCUCCUGUGGACCCAAAAGGUGACAGCUGGUUACACAGGAAUCAAAUGCACCAACUUUUCCUCCUGCUGGAGUGAUGGGAAGAUGUUCAAUGCACUUAUUCACCGGUACAGACCCGAUCUGGUAGAUAUGGAGAGGGUACAGAUCCAGAGCAACCGAGAGAAUCUGGAACAGGCUUUCGAAGUAGCAGAAAGACUGGGCGUCACCCGGUUACUGGAUGCAGAAGAUGUGGAUGUGCCAUCUCCAGAUGAAAAGUCUGUAAUCACUUAUGUGUCUUCGAUUUAUGAUGCUUUCCCUAAAGUCCCUGAGGGUGGAGAAGGGAUCAGUGCUACGGAAGUAGACUCCAGGUGGCAAGAAUACCAAAGCCGAGUGGACUCCCUCAUUCCCUGGAUCAAACAGCAUACAAUACUGAUGUCAGAUAAAUCCUUUCCCCAGAACCCUGUUGAACUAAAGGCACUUUAUAAUCAAUAUAUACACUUCAAAGAAACAGAAAUUCUGGCCAAGGAGAGAGAAAAAGGAAGAAUUGAAGAAUUGUAUAAAUUAUUAGAGGUAUGGAUUGAAUUUGGCCGAAUUAAACUGCCUCAGGGUUAUCACCCUAAUGAUGUGGAAGAAGAGUGGGGAAAACUCAUCAUUGAGAUGCUAGAGCGAGAGAAAUCGCUUCGGCCAGCUGUAGAGAGGCUGGAAUUGCUGCUACAGAUUGCAAACAAAAUCCAGAAUGGUGCUUUGAACUGUGAAGAAAAACUGACACUAGCUAAGAAUACACUGCAGGCUGAUGCUGCUCACCUGGAAUCAGGGCAACCAGUACAGUGCGAGUCAGAUGUCAUCAUGUACAUUCAGGAGUGCGAAGGUCUCAUCAGACAGCUGCAGGUGGAUCUCCAGAUCCUGCGGGAUGAGAAUUAUUACCAGCUGGAAGAGCUGGCUUUUAGGGUCAUGCGUCUGCAGGAUGAGCUGGUCACCUUGCGUCUGGAGUGCACAAACUUGUACCGGAAGGGCCACUUCACUUCACUUGAAUUGGUUCCACCCUCUACUUUAACCACUACUCAUCUGAAGGCAGAACCCCUGACCAAAGGAACCCAUUCUUCUGCCUCCUGGUUCCGCAAGCCCAUGGCUCGGGCUGAACUUGUGUCUAUUUCCUCCUCUGAAGAUGAAGGCAAUCUGCGAUUUGUGUAUGAACUGCUAUCUUGGGUGGAAGAAAUGCAGAUGAAAUUGGAACGAGCAGAGUGGGGCAAUGACCUGCCUAGUGUGGAGCUGCAGCUGGAAACACAGCAGCACAUCCAUGCCAGUGUGGAAGAACUGGGCUCGAGUGUCAAAGAGGCCAGGCUCUAUGAGGGAAAAAUGUCCCAAAAUUUCCAUACCAGUUAUGUUGAAACUCUUGGAAAGUUGGAGACACAGUAUUGUAAAUUGAAGGAAACUUCUAGCUUCCGGAUGAGGCACCUUCAGAGCCUGCAUAAAUUUGUCUCUAGAGCUACAGCUGAGUUGAUCUGGUUGAAUGAGAAGGAGGAAGAAGAACUAGCAUAUGACUGGAGUGACAACAAUCCCAAUAUCCCAGCCAAGAAAAAUUACUUCUCUGAGUUGACAAUGGAACUAGAGGAGAAACAGGACGUGUUCCGGUCUCUACAAGAUACAGCCGAGCUGCUGUCACUGGAGAACCACCCAGCCAAGCAGACAGUAGAGGCCUACAGUGCCGCUGUCCAGUCCCAAUUGCAGUGGAUGAAGCAGCUGUGCUUGUGUGUGGAGCAGCAUGUAAAGGAGAAUGCUGCUUACUUUCAGUUCUUCAGUGAUGCCAGAGACCUGGAGUCAUUCUUGAGGAACCUCCAAGACUCCAUCAAACGAAAGUACUCCUGUGACCACAGCACCAGCUUAUCCCGCCUGGAAGACCUGCUGCAGGACUCCAUGGAUGAAAAGGAGCAGCUUAUACAAUCCAAGAGUUCCGUUGCCAGUCUUGUUGGGAGAUCAAAAGCCAUUGUUCAGCUAAAGCCUCGCAGUCCCGACCACGUGCUAAAGAGCACCAUUUCCGUGAAGGCCAUCUGUGAUUACAGGCAAAUCGAGAUUACUAUUUGCAAGAAUGAUGAGUGUGUGUUGGAAGACAAUUCACAGCGGACCAAGUGGAAAGUGAUCAGCCCCACAGGGAAUGAGGCAAUGGUGCCAUCAGUCUGCUUCCUCAUCCCCCCACCCAAUAAGGAUGCCAUUGAGAUGGCCAGCAGGGUGGAGCAGUCUUACCAGAAGGUGAUGGCCCUUUGGCAUCAGCUACAUGUUAACACCAAAAGCCUUAUCUCCUGGAACUAUCUGAGGAAGGACCUGGAUCUUGUAAAGACCUGGAACCUGGAGAAGCUCCGCUCCUCAGCACCAGGAGAAUGCCACCAGGUUAUGAAGAAUCUGCAAACCCACUACGAAGACUUUCUGCAGGAGAGCCGUGACUCGGCACUCUUCUCCGUGGCUGAUCGACUGCGCUUGGAAGAGGAGGUGGAGGCUUGUAAAACCCACUUCCAGCACCUGAUGAAGUCCAUGGAGAAUGAGGACAAAGAGGAAACUGUGGCCAAGAUGUAUAUUUCAGAGCUGAAGAAUAUCCGGCUGCGCCUGGAGGAGUGUGAACAGAGGCUAGUCAGACGAAUUCAGUCCCCAGCCAGCUCUAGGACUGACAAAGAUGCCCGGCAGGACAAUGCAUUAAGGAUCGCAGAGCAAGAGCACACCCAGGAGGAUUUGCAGCAACUGAGAUCAGACUUGGAUGCUGUUUCCAUAAAAUGCAACAGCUUUCUCCAUCAGUCCCCAACUGGUUCAAGUGUUCCAACUCUGCGCUCAGAACUCAAUCUGCUGGUGGAGAAAAUGGACCAUGUGUAUGGGCUCUCCACUGUGUACUUGAACAAGCUAAAGACAAUCGAUGUCAUAGUGCGUAGCAUCCAGGAUGCUGAACUCUUAGUGAAAGGUUAUGAAAUCAAGCUGAGUCAAGAAGAAGCAGUACCAGCUGAUCUCUCAGCGCUGGAGUCCCAUCGGUCUACAUUACAGCACUGGCUCAGUGAUGCGAAGAACAAGAAUUCCAUGUUUUCAGUCCUGGAUGAGGAAAUUGCCAAGGCCAAGGUAGUGGCAGAGCAGCUGAGUCGUCUGACCCCAGAGCGAAACCUGGACUUGGAGCGCUGUCAGGAGAAAGGCUCCCAGCUGCAGGAGCGUUGGCACCGGGUCAUUGCCCAGCUCGAGACCCGCCAAUCUGAGCUAGAAAGUAUCCAGGAAGUUCUGGGAGAUUACCGAGCCUGCCAUGGAACUCUCAUCAAAUGGAUUGAGGAAACCACUGCCCAGCAGGAAAUGAUGAAGCCAGGCCAGGCCGAGGAUAGCAGAGUGCUUUCCGAGCAGCUCAGCCAGCAGACGGAGCUGUUUGCAGAGAUCGAGAGAAAUCAGACAAAACUGGACCAAUGUCAAAAAUUUUCCCAGCAGUAUUCCACUAUUGUAAAGGACUAUGAAUUGCAGCUGAUGACAUACAAGGCCUUUGUGGAAUCACAGCAGAAAUCCCCCGGCAAGCGCCGCCGCAUGCUUUCCUCUUCAGAUGCCAUCACGCAAGAGUUCAUGGACUUAAGGACUCGCUACACAGCACUGGUGACCUUAACCACGCAGCACGUGAAGUACAUCAGUGAUGCUCUCCGGCGGCUGGAGGAGGAGGAGAAAGUGGUAGAAGAGGAAAAACAGGAACAUGUGGAGAAAGUUAAAGAACUUUUGGGCUGGGUGUCUACCCUAGUAAAGAAUACACAAGACAAAGCUACGUCACCCCAGACCAAAGAAUCAACAGACAUUGAAAAAGCUAUUUUAGAGCAGCAGGUUCUGGCAGAGGAGCUGACAACCAAGAGGGAACAAGUCUCCGAGACCAUUAAAACUUCACAGAUCUUCUUGGCCAAGCACGGUCAUAAGCUCUCAGAAAAAGAGAAGGAACAGAUAUCUGAGCAGUUGAAUGCCCUGAAUAAGGCUUACCAUGACCUUUGUGAUGGUUCAGCAAACCAGCUUCAGCAGCUUCAGAGCCAGUUGGCCCAGCAGACAGAGCAAAAGGGCUGCAGAGCAGUUGCUGGGGUGAUUGACCUAGGCACAGUGGAGAUAUUUCCCAUCUACAGAGCCAUGCAAAAGGGCCUCAUUGACCAAGACACAGGCCUUGUGCUCCUGGAAUCCCAGGUUAUCAUGUCUGGCCUCAUUGCCCCUGAGACCAGUGAAAAGCUGUCUUUGGAGGAGGGCCUAGCCCAAAACCUCAUUAACUCCCAAAUGUACCGGCAGCUCCGGGAGCUGCAGGAUGCCCUGUCCUUAAUCAGCAGGCUUACUGAGAACAAAGGCCUUCUUUCUGUGGUGGAAGCAAUUGAAAGGAAAAUAAUCAGCGAGAAAGUUGGACUGAAAAUCUUAGAAGCUCACCUGGCAACUGGAGGUUUCAGUCUCCCCCCUGAUGGGAACUGUAUUAGCCUAGAGGAGGCUUUCCACCAAGGCCUCAUUUCUGCACGGCUUCACUCAGAGUUAGAGUCUCACCUGCGAUCAUCCAAGAACUUGAUAGACCCAAACACCGCUGAUAAAAUUGGUUUGCUGGAUCUGAUGCAGAGAUGUAUUGUCCAACAGGAAUCAGGCUUGAAGUUGCUGCCUGUCAAGCAAUUGGCAGGGGGGAUGGUGAGCUUGAGAUCAGGCCGGAAGGUUAGCAUUUUCCGUGCAGUUCAGGAAGGGCUAAUAGACAGGCAGGUCACUCUCCGGCUGCUGGAAGCUCAGCUUUUUGCUGGUGGCAUAGUAGAUCCAAGGACAGGACACAGACUCACAGUGGAAGAGGCUGUGAGACAUAAUUUGAUUGACCAAGAUAUGGCCUGCGCUCUUCUCAUAAGGCAGCUUCAGACAGGAGGCAUCAUAGACACUGUAACUGGGCAUAGGCUAACAGUAGAUGAAGCAGUGAGCAGUGACCUAGUAGCUGCCAAGAUUGCCCUUGUGAUCCUAGAGUCCCUUUGGUCAUUCAUGGGGCUGCUAUGGCCAGAGUCUGGAGAGAUUCUCCCAAUUACAGAUGCCCUGGAACAAGGUAUUGUGUCUACCGAACUAGCUCAUAAAAUCCUUAGUGACCGACAGCAUAUUAAAGCCCUAUUUCUACCAGCAACCACAGAGAUUUGGUCCUGGAGAAAAGCAAUAGAAAAUGGUCUAUUAGACAAAGAUCUUGCCAAUAACUUGAAAUCAAUUUGCAUACCUGACGUGAUGCCCCACAUGCAAUUAGCAGACUCUUUAGAACGAAGCAAAUUGAACGGGAAUCUUGGGGCGGCAGGUCUGCCAUGCAGCAAGGGCCAAACUGAGGGCAUAGCAAGCCAUGAUGAGAAGCUGUUGUUUCAACUGAUGACUCAUAGCUAUAUUAAUGUGCGGAAUGGACAGAGGCUGCUCCUGAUGGACAGUGAGCUGAUAGAGGCACUGACAGCAAGAGGUGAUCAAGCAGGUCGUACAGAAGUAUUUGGAAUUGGGCAUCAGAGACUGGAAACUCCUGAGAAAUUACAGGAAUUGGUUGAUGUGAAAAUCACAGAAGGCUAUGAUGGAUUGACUGUGAGGCCAUGUGAGUUCCAAUUUUCCUCCCAAAACAAAGAAGAUCUCAACCAGGCAAGUUGCACUGAAGCAAGAGGCAAAAAGACCAUUGUAGAAACAGAAGGUUCUGCUGUAGAGAGCCCUGAGAAGGACCUAUUUGUAAGGCAACAGAAAGUGAAAAAUCCAAAUGGAGAUACUUUGAAGGUCAUAGAUAAAGUCAAAUCAGAGUUUAAAAGGCAGUUGUUAGGUACCAAAAAGGUAGACCAAAUAGAAGUGUCUCCCAGAGAAAAUGUCAGCAGAGGAUUUCUCCUUAGGGAACCUUCUCAGGAAGCAGGGGAUGUGACUUUGGUGGAGAACAAAGAUCCUUUUUCUGUUGGAUCACCAGAGGAAGAACGACAGACUCUCAGAAAGGCUUCUUUUAUGUGUCAGAAAGAAGAAGAAGCUCUAGGUGAAACUGGGAGACCUCUUGUAAAACCCCAAAGCAGAAAGUCCCAGCUUCAGGUGGAGAAAACUCUAGUUUUAGAAUCAGAACGAAAGUCUGAAAAGGACAGGAAUAUUCAUUCUCUGGGCAAAAAGAAGGCAUCCGUUACAACCUCUGUGGGUAGGGAUGACCAUCAACAGAGUCCAGAAAGUCACAGCAUGGCAGAUGGCAGGAUGGCGAUAUCAGAAAAGACAGCUGAGGAAGCCAAUGGCAGUGAAGCUUCCCUGUCACGCAGUCAUCCUUCAGAAUUGCCUGAAGAAGCUACCUUAAAUAUAUUAUCUGCACAGUUACUGGAUGGUGGUAUCUUUCAUGAACAGACAGGUCAGAAGCUCUUACUACAUGAAGCAAUAGCCCAGGGUCUUGUGCCCAGUCACACUGCUGUGAAACUUAUGGGAAAGCUGAACAUGUUUCAGGGCUUCUUUGACUCUCAGACCCACGAGUCUUUGACAACUGAAGAAGUCAUUGAGGAAGGUCUAAUGGAUGAAAAACUGUUGCAUAAUGUCCUCAUGGCAGACAAAACUAUCAGUGGUGUCUUAGAUCCUCGUACCCACACACUGUGCUCUGUGAAGGAAGCAGUUGCCUUUGGACUUCUUGACACACAAACAGCCACCAGCAUUUUAGAGGGGCAGGUGGUAACUGGUGGAAUCAUUGACCUGAAACGAGGCAAAAAGAUUUCAGUGACUUUAGCUUCAAAUCUUGGCUUGGUGGACAGUGCUAGCCAGACAGAGCUUAUAAAUCUGGAGAAAGCUUCCAAAGGCAGAGAUGCUGACAAAACCGUUAGGGAGAGAUUAAUUAGCUUACAAAUGGAAACAACUGGAAUGAUGAACCCUGACAGCAAAGCCCCUUUAACGGUUGCUCAGUCCAUUGCCAGAGGACUUUUGGAGAGAGAUGAGGCCAUUCGGUUGUUAACGAAGCAGGUAGUGGAUGGAGGUAUCAUUCACCAUAUAUCCGGCGUGAGACUUUCUGUUGAUAAUGCCUUUAAACAUGGCAUCAUUGAUGAAGAUUUAGCCAAGCAACUCAAAAAAGUUGAGAACCUAAGCCUCCAUCAAUUCUCUCAUCCUGAAACAAAGGAAAGUAUUUCCCUCCCUGAAGCCAUAAAAUUAGAUCUUGUUACCCCGAACUUGAAAAGAGAAAUCCAGGAAAUUCAGGCCUUGACUGGAAGCUUUGUAGAUCUCGUUUCUGGCCGGACAUUGACCUUGGCAGAAGCUAAAAAAGAAGGGCUGUUAACUAAUAAAGCAAUAUUGUCUUCAGGAAUGUUGAAUGGGAUUAUAGAUCCUGAGAAUUACAGAAUUGUUCCCUAUUCAGAAUUAGUGAAAAAGUGUAAGAUUGAUAUUGAAUCUGGACAGAGAUAUCUAGAAGUAAUUCCCUUCUCAAACAUUAAAGAUGGAGCAAGUGAUAAAAUACUUACAUUGCCUCAAGCAGUUAAGCUUGGAAAAGUAGAUUUUGCGGUUACACUCAAGGUUCUAGAAGCUCAGGCAAAUACGGGGGGAAUCAUAGAUACUGCCACGGGAAGACAGUUGACCUUGGCAUCAGCUUUGGAACAGAAACUAGUGGAUGAAAACAUGGUCAGAAUUAUUGCAUCCCAUCAGGUGUUAGAUGGAGGAAUUAUUGACAUAUUUAAUGGUCAGAGAGUAACUUUAAAGGAAGCUGUUGAGAAAAGACUUAUUAGCCCUGAACUGGCAACUGUUAUCCAAAUAGAUACCUCAGAGCCCAGUGGUCUCCAGGCUCAGAUUGAAAAGCAAGAUGGAACUGAAGUAUGUGCACUAAAGAAGGAAUUUCUAAGAAAGGAAAUGUUAAUUGCUUGCAGUCCGACUGCUGAAAUGAGUUGUGGUAAAGGAGAAAGUGAGAAAUUAUUUCAAAUUGAAAGCCAAUCUGCACAAAAAAAAGUUCAAGUGAGGGUUUCCAAUGAGGAGCAGGCAAAAGAGAGCCAAGAAGUUUCCUUAAAGGAACUGGAAUGCAAAGAUCAAGAUAGGAAGAGAUCUUCUCCAGAGGCUAAAGAAGCUGUCAGUAUCAUAAUUCCUAGUAAUGGUAACAGUAACUCUUUGGGCCAAGGUUCAGCAACACACCCUCUGUCAGAAAUUUGUGAUUUUAAACCCAAAGAGGUGGCUUGUAAUACCAUGGGGAAAAAAGCAAAUAAAGAGCAAGGAAAAAUAGUGGCACAAACAGAAAGUAUUUCUCAUACGAAAGAGUUUGUAUCAGGUCUGGAUUCUAAAGGAAGAAGGGGAAACCAAGGUGGAAUUAUUUCUGAAGUACAAGAAUCAGAUGGUGACACUUCAGGCAAAUUGCUGAGUCAGCAGGUUAUGCAGAAAGCAAUGAAUACCAGGGAGAAAAGUAAGAGGCAGAAGAAGGAGAUGACUGUAGAAGAAAGUGUCAAAACAUGCCAACCAGCAGUUCUUCCAGAAGAGAAGCUGAAUCAGGAAACUGCCAUUAGAGAUGACCAUGACUCCAACAUAGAGAGUCAGCCUGUGAAAAUAACCGUAAGUGAAAAAGGAAAGGUAGCUGAUAGAGAGCCAGGAUUGUCUGUUGUUUGUGAAGCUGAAGACUCUUCUCAAAUGACACCGAAUGGAAUUUUGGUAAGAAAUGAAGAUGCUUUAACAUUCUUCAACUCUAAUCAGGCCAGUGAAGGAGCUGCCAAAAAUUUAAGCCUCUCCUUGACUUCAAAACCUGAAGAAAAUUUACCUCAAGAAAUUACUGUCAUAGUCCAGAGUGAACUACUCUCUUCUUUGACCGCAAAACCUAAAGGAUUGCACUAUCAGGAAUCAGUUAGAAAAGCCCAGGUGGCAGACACAUCCCAAAUUUUCCCAGCAGACAGGUCUUUCCAAGGAACCACCAGGCAGGAGACCAAGUAUUACCAAAACUCUUGUGUUACUUUUAAGACUAGAGAAACCAAGGAUAUGACUUUCUCAUCUAAUGAAUGUAAAGAAAAAUCAUACCAAGAGGUACCUUUUGACUCAACAAGAGCUAUUAAAUUGGAAGAAAUUAGAGUAGACUCCAAAGAGGUCAGCCAACAUUUGGAAUUCCCAGACGGAAAGGAUCUUCCUCCUGAAGACAACAAAAGUGAUCAUGAGCAUUGCAGAUUUCUUGAGUCUACAAUAGUAACAACUCAGGAAAUAAAGGGAGAGAAAAUUGUGAAAAUGUCAAACCCUAUAGUUACAGCAGAAGCAGGGUCCUUUGAAGGCAUAGAGACCCAGGGAGCUCCCAGAAUCUCAGUGUCCCUUCUUCCAGAGAAACCGUCCAAAGAUGUUUCUCGAAAAGAGACUACAGAGCAACAGGAUGCCACCAUUAGUCUUGUCCCAGAGAUCAGUGAAGAAGAGAUGGUGCCCCUGACAUCAUGCCCCGUGAUGAAGACGGGUGAGAAGACACCACAGGAGAGGCUCCGAGAGAGCCCUGACAGAGCAACUACAAAUGUAUUUAACCGGCAGCUCUGUCUAGAACAUGAUGAGAAGUUGGUGUCCUAUCUGUCUCUAUUACGAGACAUUGAAAUGAGGACCAAACAGAUUCAGCCUCUGGAGCUAAACCUGGCAGAGCUACAGGAUCUGCUGUGUCAGGCCAAGGCAUUAGACAGGGAAUUGAAGGAUCUGUCCACAGUGGUGAGUCAGGAAUUGGAGUGUGUGAAUCAGAUUAUCAUCAGCCAGCCUCAAGAAGUCCCAGCUCAACUGCUGAAGGCUCUUGAGAAAGAUGCCAAGAAUCUUCAAAAAUCCCUCAGCUCUGUGAGUGACACCUGGGGUUCCAGACUACUCCACCUCCAGACUGCUGUGGAAGUGAAAAAGGCUAGAGUGUUAAAUCAGUACAAGCAGCUAGAAGGCAACCUUCAAGAUCUGAGAGCCUGGAUUGGUGAUACCUAUCUUAUUCUGAAUAGCAAAGAAUAUGACAGUGAAACAGAUGCCAGCAGCCUGAAUCACUGUCUCCAACAGUGUGAGGAUUUGAAACAGCCCAUGGCUGAGAGGAAAUCUCAUCUGGAUGCACUUGCCUUUGACAUUCAGUUCUUUAUCUCCGAGCACGCCCAGGACUUGUCCCCUCAGCAGAACCGGCAGAUGCUAAGGCUUCUGAAUGAACUGCAGAGGUCUUUCCAGAGCCUUGUAGAACAGACCGCAGCCCAGAUGGAUGCCUUACAGGGCCAUCUUCAGCAAAUGGAGCAGGCAGCCCAGGUCAAGACCCUGCAGAAACAACAAAAUUCCUGUCACCAGAAACUGGAGGAUCUUUGCAGCUGGGUGGGACAGGCAGAAAGAGCAUUGGCAGGCCACCAAGAUAGAGCCACCCAGCAGGAUCUCUCUGCUUUGCAGCAAAACCAAAGUGACUUGAAGGAUUUACAGGACGACAUUCAGAAUCGUGCCACCUCAUUCGCCAGUGCUGUCAAAGAUAUUGAAGGGUUCCUGGAAGAGAACCAGGCCAAGCUAAGCCCCCAUGAGUUGACAGUUCUACGGGAAAAACUUCAUCAGGCUAAGGAGCAGUAUGAGGCUCUCCAGGAAAGGACGAAAGUGGUCCAGAAGGAGCUCGAGGAAGUAGUGACCUCGGCCUUACAGCAGGAAACUGAAAAGAGUAAAGCAGCAAAGGAACUGGCAGAGAACAGGAGUAAGAUUGAUGCUCUCUUGGAUUGGGUGACUUCAGUGGGCUCAUCGGGUGGACGGAUGGAGGAGCCUUCAGGAGGUUACCUGGGGAAAGGAGCCUUGGAUACAACUGAUGGUCACACUGGGGUGAACCAAGCCCCAGAGAAGCUGGACAAGCAAUGUGAGAAGAUGAAGGCUUAUCACCAAGAACUGCUAUCUCAGCAGCAAAAUUUCAUCCUGGCCACUCAGUCAGCUCAGGCCUUCCUGGACCAGCACGGCCACAAUCUCACACCCCAGGAACAGCAGAUGCUGCAGGAGAAGCUGGGAGAGCUGAAGGAGCAGUAUGCGACUUCCCUGGCCCGGUCAGAGGCAGAACUGAAGCAGGUGCAGACUCUCCGGGACGAGCUGCAAAAGUUUCUGCAGGAUCAUCAAGAGUUUGAGAACUGGCUGGAACGGUCUGAGAAAGAGCUGGAGAACAUGCGUAAGGGAGGCAGCAGCCCCGAAGCCCUUCCCGCCCUGCUGAAGCGGCAGGGGAGCUUCUCAGAGGAUGUGAUUUCCCACAAAGGAGACCUGAGAUUUGUGACGAUCUCAGGACAGAAAGUCUUGGACACAGAAAACAGCCUUGAGAAAGGCAAAGAGCCAUCAGCAAGUGGAACCUUAGUGAAGGACAAGCUGAAGGAUGCAACAGAAAGAUACACGGCUCUCCAUUCAGAGUGUGCACGAUUGGGCACUCACCUGAAUACGCUGCUGGGCCAGUACCAGCAGUUCCAGAGCAGCGCCGAUAGCCUACAGGCCUGGAUGAAAGCUUGUGAGGCCAGUGUGGAGAAGCUCCUCUCAGAUACCAUUGCCUCUGACCCUGGGGUCCUACAACAGCAGCUUGCGACAACGAAGCAGUUGCAGGAGGAACUAGCUGAGCACGAAGUACCUGUAGAAAAGCUCCAAAAAGUUGCUCAUGACCUCAUGGAAAUUGAAGGGGAGCCGGCCCCAGAUUGCAAGCAUGUUCAAGAAACUACAGAUUCCAUACUCAGCCAUUUCCAAAGCCUCUCCAGCAGACUGGCUGAGCGCUCUGCUCUCCUGCAGAAGGCAAUUGCCCAGUCUCAGAGCGUGCAGGAAAGCCUGGACAGCCUGUUGCAGUCCAUCAGGGAAGUUGAAAACAACCUGGAAGAGGAGCAGGUGGCAUCUCUGUCAUCAGGAGUCAUCCAGGAAGCCCUGGCCACUAACAUGAAACUGAAGCAGGACAUUGCUCGGCAAAAGAGCAGCUUGGAGGCCACCCGUGAGAUGGUGACCCGAUUCAUGGAGACAGCAGACAGCACCACGGCUGCAGUGCUGCAGGGUAAACUGGCGGAGGUGAGCCAUCGCUUCGAACAGCUCUGUCUCCAGCAGCAAGAAAAGGAGAGCUCCCUAAAAAAGCUUCUGCCCCAGGCAGAGAUGUUUGAACAUCUCUCUGAUAAGCUGCAGCAAUUCAUGGAAAACAAAAGUCGGAUGCUGGCCUCUGGAAAUCAGCCAGAUCAAGAUAUUGCGCAUUUCUUCCAGCAGAUCCAGGAGCUCAAUUUGGAAAUGGAAGACCAGCAGGAGAACCUGGAUACUCUUGAGCACCUGGUCACUGACCUGAGCUCCUGCAGCUUUGCACUGGACCUGUCCCAGCACCAGAACAGGGUACAGAACCUCAAAAAGGACUUCACAGAGCUACAGAAGACAGUUAAAGAAAGAGAGGAAGAUGCAUCGUCUUGCCAGGAGCAGUUAGAUGAAUUCCGGAAGCUGGUUAGGACUUUUCAGAAAUGGCUGAAGGAAACUGAAGGGACCAUUCCGCCUACGGAGACUUUCAUGAGUACUAAAGAGCUGGAAAAGCAGAUUGAACACCUGAAGGGUCUCCUAGAUGACUGGGCAAGUAAGGGAACUUUGGUAGAAGAAAUCAAUUGCAAAGGCACUUCUUUAGAAAAUCUCAUCAUGGAGAUCACAGCACCUGAUUCCCAAGCAAAGACAGGUUCCAUACUGCCCCCUGUAGGAAGCUCUGUAGGCAGUGUAAACGGAUACCACACCUGCAAAGAUCUGACGGAGAUCCAGUGUGACAUGUCAGAUGUAAACCUGAAAUAUGAGAAACUCGGGGAAGUGCUACGGGAACGCCAGGAAAGCCUUCAGGCUGUCUUCAGCAGAGUGCAGGAAGUUCAGAAGGAGGCAAGCUCCGUGCUCCAGUGGCUGGAAUCAAAAGAGGAAGUCCUGAAAGGCUUGGAUGCCUCUUCAUCUCCAACCAAGACAGAGACAGUGAGAGCCCAAGCUGAGUCUAACAAGGCCUUCCUGGCUGAACUGGAACAGAAUUCUCCAAAAGUCCAAAAUGUGAAGGAAGCCCUGACUGCAUUACUGAUGACAUAUCCCAACUCACAAGAAGCAGAAAACUGGAAGAAAAUGCAAGAGGAGCUCAAUUCCCGAUGGGAAAGGGCCACUGAGGUGACAAUGGCUCGGCAAAGGCAGCUGGAGGAAUCUGCAAGUCAUCUCGCCUGCUUCCAGGCUGCAGAAUCCCAGCUCCGCCCCUGGCUGAUGGAGAAGGAACUGAUGAUGGGAGUGCUGGGCCCCCUGUCUAUUGACCCCAACAUGCUGAAUGCACAAAAGCAGCAGGUCCAGUUUAUGCUGAAGGAAUUUGAAGCACGUAGGCAACAGCAUGAGCAGCUGAACGAGGCGGCUCAGGGCAUCCUAACAGGCCCGGGAGAGGUCUCUCCAUCCAGCAGCCAGGUACAGAAGGAGCUCCAGAGCAUCAAUCAGAAGUGGAUUGAGCUGACUAACAAACUCAAUUCCCGUUCCAGCCAAAUUGACCAAGCCAUUGUCAAAAGCACCCAGUACCAGGAACUGCUCCAGGACUUGUCAGAGAAAGUGAAGGCAGUUGGACAGCGACUGAGUGGCCAGUCAGCCAUCAGCACUCAACCUGAGGCUGUGAAGCAGCAAUUGGAGGAGACCAGUGAGAUUCGAUCUGACGUAGAGCAGCUAGACCAUGAGAUUAAGGAGGCACAGGCCCUCUGUGAUGAACUUUCAGUGCUCAUUGGUGAGCAGUACCUCAAGGAUGAGCUGAAGAAGCGUCUGGAGACAGUUGCCCUGCCUCUCCAAGGUUUAGAAGACCUUGCAGCGGAUCGCAUGAACAGACUCCAGGCAGCCCUUGCCAGUACCCAGCAGUUCCAGCAAAUGUUUGAUGAGCUGAGAUCCUGGUUGGAUGACAAACAAAGCCAGCAAGUGAAAAACUGCCCCAUCUCUGCGAAAUUGGAGCGGCUACAGUCUCAGCUACAGGAGAACGAAGAGUUUCAGAAGAGUCUUAACCAGCACAGUGGUUCCUAUGAGGUGAUUGUGGCAGAAGGAGAAUCUCUGCUUCUGUCUGUUCCUCCUGGAGAGGAGAAGAAGACUUUACAAAACCAGCUGGUUGAGCUCAAAAGCCACUGGGAAGAGCUUAGUAAAAAAACUGCAGACAGACAGUCCAGACUCAAGGACUGUCUGCAGAAAGCUCAGAAAUAUCAGUGGCAUGUGGAAGACCUGGUGCCAUGGAUAGAAGACUGUAAGGCCAAGAUGUCUGACCUGCGGGUCACUCUGGACCCAGUGCAGCUGGAGUCCAGUCUCCUGAGGUCAAAGGCUAUGCUGAGUGAGGUGGAAAAGCGCCGCUCCCUGCUGGAAAUACUGAACAGCGCUGCUGACAUUCUCAUCAACUCUUCGGAAACGGAUGAAGAUGACAUCCGGGACGAGAAGGCUGGCAUCAACCAGAACAUGGAUUCCAUUACAGAAGAGCUACAGGCCAAAACAGGGUCCCUUGAAGAAAUGACCCAGAGGCUCAAGGAGUUCCAGGAAAGCUUUAAGAACAUUGAAAAGAAAGUUGAAGGGGCCAAACACCAACUUGAAAUCUUUGACGCUCUUGGCUCUCAAGCCUGCAGCAACAAGAACCUGGAGAAGCUGAGAGCCCAACAGGAAGUGCUGCAGAGCCUGGAGCCUCAGGUGGACUACCUGAGGAACUUCACACGGGGCCUGGUGGAGGAUGCCCCAGAUGGGUCUGACGCUUCCCAGCUUCUGCGUCAAGCGGAGGUGACCCAGCAGGACUUCCUAGAAGUGAAGCAAAGAGUGAACAGUGGUUGCAUGGCGAUGGAAAACAAGCUGGAGGGUAUUGGCCAGUUUCAUUGCCGAGUCCGAGAAAUGUUUUCUCAGUUGGCAGACCUGGACGAUGAGCUCGAUUGCAUGGGUGCCAUCGGCAGAGACACUGACAGCCUCCAGUCCCAGAUCGAGGAUGUGCGGCUGUUCCUUAGCAAAAUCCAAGCCCUCAAGUUAGACAUCGAGGCCUCGGAAGCAGAGUGCCGACAAAUGCUGGAGGAAGAGGGGACUCUGGACCUGUUGGGGCUCAAGAGGGAGCUGGAAGCCCUGAACAAACAGUGUGGCAAACUGAUGGAGAGGAGUAAAGCUCGACAGGAGCAGCUGGAGCUGACCCUGGGCCGCGUCGAGGACUUCUAUCGGAAGUUGAAAGCCCUCAAUGACAUGACGACAGCAGCAGAGGAAGGAGAGGCCCUCCAGUGGGUGGUGGGGACCGAGGUGGAUGUCAUCAACCAGCAACUGGCAGAUUUCAAAAUGUUUCAGAAAGAACAGGUGGAUCCUCUUCAGAUGAAAUUACAGCAGGUGAAUGGACUCGGCCAGGGAUUGGUUCAGAGUGCUGGAAAAAACUGUGAUGUGCAGGGUUUGGAACAUGACAUGGAAGAAAUCAACACUCGGUGGAACACACUGAAUAAAAAGGUUGCACAAAGAAUUGCCCAACUGCAGGAGGCUUUGUUGCAUUGUGGGAAGUUCCAAGAUGCCUUGGAGCCAUUGCUCAGCUGGUUGGCAGACACUGAGGAGCUCAUAGCCAAUCAGAAACCUCCAUCUGCUGAGUAUAAAGUGGUGAAAGCACAGAUCCAAGAACAGAAGUUGCUACAGCGGCUCCUAGAUGAUCGAAAGGCCACAGUAGACAUGCUUCAAGCAGAAGGAGGCAGAAUCGCCCAGUCAGCUGAGCUGGCUGAUAGAGAGAAAAUCACUGGACAGUUGGAGAGUCUUGAAAGUAGAUGGACUGGACUCCUCAGCAAGGCAGCAGCCAGGCAAAAACAGCUGGAAGAUAUCCUGGUUCUGGCUAAACAAUUCCAUGAGACAGCUGAGCCUAUUUCUGACUUCUUAUCUGUCACCGAGAAAAAGCUUGCUAACUCAGAACCUGUUGGCACUCAGACUGCCAAAAUACAGCAGCAAAUCAUUCGGCACAAGGCUCUGGAAGAAGAAAUAGACAGCCAUGCAGCAGAUGUGCACCAGGCAGUCAAAAUUGGGCAGUCCCUCUCCUCCCUGACGUGUCGUGCAGAGCAGGGUGUCCUGUCAGAAAAGCUAGACUCCUUGCAGGCCCGAUUCAAUGAGAUUCAAGACCGGUGCUGUCGGAAAGCAGCCCUGCUUGAACAAGCGCUGUCUAAUGCUAGGCUCUUCGGGGAGGAUGAGGUGGAAGUGCUCAACUGGCUGGCUGAGGUUGAGGACAAGCUCAGUACAGUGUUCGUAAAGGAUUACAGACAGGAUGUCCUGCAGAAGCAGCAUGCUGACCACCUGGCUUUAAAUGAAGAAAUUGUUAAUAGAAAAAAGAAUGUAGAUCAAGCUAUUAAAAACGGCCAGGCUCUGCUAAAACAGACCACAGGUGAGGAGGUAUUGCUCAUCCAAGAGAAACUGGACGGCAUAAAGACUCGCUACGCAGAUAUCACAGUCACCAGCUCCAAGGCCCUCAGAACCUUAGAGCAAGCCCGGCAGCUGGCCACCAAGUUCCAGUCCACUUAUGAGGAACUGACCGGGUGGCUGAGGGAGGUGGAAGAGGAGCUGGCAGCCAGUGGAGGACAGUCUCCCACAGGGGAGCAGAUACCCCAGUUUCAGCAGAGACAGAAGGAGCUGAAGAAGGAGGUCAUGGAGCACAGGCUGGUGUUGGACACGGUGAAUGAGGUGAGCCAUGCGCUCUUAGAGCUGGUGCCCUGGAGAGCCAGAGAAGGGCUGGAUAAACUUGUGUCCGAUGCCAACGAGCAGUACAAGCUGGUCAGUGACACUGUUGGACAAAGGGUGGAUGAAAUUGAUGCUGCUAUUCAGAGAUCACAACAGUAUGAGCAAGCUGCUGACGCAGAGCUAGCUUGGGUUGCUGAAACAAAACGGAAACUGAUGGCCCUGGGUCCAAUUCGCCUGGAACAGGACCAGACCACAGCUCAGCUGCAGGUACAGAAGGCUUUCUCCAUUGACAUUAUUCGACACAAAGAUUCCAUGGAUGAACUCUUCAGUCAUCGUGGUGAAAUCUUUGGCACAUGUGGAGAGGAGCAAAAAGCUCUAUUACAGGAAAAGACAGAGUCUCUAAUACAGCAAUACGAAGCCAUUAGUCUGCUCAAUUCAGAGCGUUACGCCCGCCUGGAGCGAGCACAGGUCUUGGUGAACCAGUUUUGGGAAACUUAUGAGGAGCUCAGCCCCUGGAUUGAGGAAACUCGGGGACUGAUAGCACAGUUGCCUCCUCCGGCCAUUGAUCACGAACAGCUCAGGCAUCAACAGGAGGAAAUGAGGCAACUAAGGGAAUCCAUUGCUGAACACAAACCUCAUAUUGAUAAACUGCUAAAGAUAGGCCCCCAACUAAAGGAGUUAAACCCUGAAGAGGGGGAAAUGGUGGAAGAAAAAUACCAGAAAGCAGAAAAUACAUAUGCCCAAAUCAAAGAGGAGGUGCGCCAGCGGGCCCUGGCCCUGGAUGAGGCUGUUUCCCAGUCAGCUCAGAUUACAGAGUUCCAUGAUAAAAUCGAGCCCAUGUUGGAGACUCUGGAGAAUCUUUCCUCUCGCCUGCGUAUGCCACCACUGAUCCCUGCUGAAGUAGACAAGAUCAGGGAAUGCAUCAGUGACAACAAGAGUGCAACGGUGGAGCUGGAGAAGCUGCAGCCGUCCUUCGAGGCCCUGAAGCGCCGUGGAGAAGAGCUCAUUGGGCGAUCUCAGGGAGCCGACAAGGAUCUGGCUGCAAAAGAAAUCCAAGACAAGUUGGAUCAAAUGGUGUUCUUCUGGGAGGACAUCAAAGCUCGGGCUGAAGAGCGAGAAAUUAAAUUCCUUGAUGUCCUUGAGCUAGCGGAGAAGUUCUGGUAUGACAUGGCAGCUCUCCUGACCACCAUCAGAGACACCCAGGACAUUGUCCACGACUUGGAAAGCCCCGGCAUUGACCCAUCCAUCAUCAAGCAGCAGGUCGAAGCUGCUGAGACUAUUAAGGAAGAGACAGAUGGUCUGCAUGAGGAGCUGGAGUUUAUUCGAAUCCUUGGAGCAGAUUUGAUUUUUGCCUGUGGAGAAACUGAGAAGCCAGAAGUGAAGAAGAGCAUUGAUGAGAUGAAUAAUGCCUGGGAGAACUUAAACAAAACAUGGAGAGAGAGGCUGGAAAAGCUCGAGGAUGCCAUGCAAGCUGCUGUGCAGUAUCAGGACACUCUUCAGGCUAUGUUCGACUGGCUAGAUAACACUGUGAUUAAACUCUGCACAAUGCCCCCUGUCGGCACUGACCUCAACACUGUUAAAGAUCAGUUAAAUGAAAUGAAGGAAUUCAAAGUGGAAGUUUACCAGCAGCAAAUUGAGAUGGAGAAACUCAAUCACCAGGGUGAACUGAUGUUAAAGAAAGCUACCGAUGAAACGGACAGAGACAUUAUACGAGAACCCUUGACGGAACUCAAACACCUCUGGGAGAACCUGGGUGAGAAAAUUGCUCACAGACAGCAUAAGCUGGAAGGUGCUCUCUUGGCCCUUGGCCAGUUCCAGCAUGCCUUAGAGGAGCUAAUGAGUUGGCUGACUCACACUGAAGAGUUGCUAGAUGCUCAGAGACCGAUAAGCGGAGACCCAAAAGUCAUUGAAGUUGAGCUCGCAAAGCACCACGUUCUAAAAAAUGAUGUUUUGGCCCAUCAAGCCACGGUGGAAACAGUCAAUAAAGCUGGCAAUGAGCUUCUUGAAUCUAGCGCUGGAGAUGAUGCCAGCAGCUUAAGGAGCCGUUUGGAAACAAUGAACCAGUGCUGGGAGUCAGUAUUACAAAAAACAGAGGAGCGGGAGCAGCAGCUUCAGUCGACACUGCAGCAGGCCCAGGGUUUCCACAGUGAAAUUGAAGAUUUCCUCUUGGAACUGACUAGAAUGGAGACCCAACUUUCAGCAUCCAAGCCUACAGGAGGACUUCCAGAAACUGCUAGGGAACAGCUUGAUACACACAUGGAACUCUAUUCCCAGCUCAAAGCCAAGGAGGAGACUUACAAUCAGCUACUGGACAAGGGCAGGCUGAUGCUUCUCAGCCGCGAUGAUUCUGGGUCUGGCUCAAAGACAGAACAGAGCGUGGCACUCUUGGAACAGAAGUGGCAUGUGGUCAGCAGUAAGAUGGAAGAAAGAAAGUCAAAGCUGGAAGAAGCCCUCAACCUGGCAACAGAAUUCCAGAAUUCCCUGCAAGAAUUUAUCAACUGGCUCACUCUGGCAGAGCAGAGUUUAAACAUCGCCUGUCCUCCUAGCCUGAUUCUAAACACAGUCCUUUCCCAGAUAGAGGAGCACAAGGUGUUUGCUAAUGAAGUAAAUGCUCAUCGAGACCAGAUUAUUGAGCUGGAUCAAACCGGGAAUCAGUUAAAGUUCCUUAGCCAAAAACAGGAUGUUGUUCUGAUCAAAAAUUUGUUGGUUAGCGUCCAGUCUCGAUGGGAGAAGGUUGUCCAGCGAUCUAUUGAAAGAGGACGCUCCCUGGAUGAUGCCCGAAAGCGGGCAAAGCAAUUCCAUGAAGCUUGGAAAAAACUGAUUGACUGGCUAGAAGAUGCAGAGAGUCACCUGGACUCAGAACUGGAGAUAUCCAACGACCCAGACAAAAUCAAACUUCAGCUCUCCAAGCAUAAGGAGUUCCAGAAAACUCUUGGUGGCAAGCAGCCAGUGUAUGAUACCACAAUUCGAACGGGUAGAGCCUUGAAAGAAAAGACCUUGCUUCCUGAUGACACUCAGAAACUUGACAACUUACUGGGUGAAGUCAGAGACAAAUGGGAUACUGUUUGUGGCAAGUCUGUGGAGAGGCAGCACAAGCUGGAGGAGGCCCUGCUGUUUUCAGGCCAGUUCAUGGAUGCUCUGCAGGCCCUGGUCGACUGGUUGUACAAGGUGGAGCCACAGCUGGCUGAGGACCAGCCAGUGCACGGGGACCUGGACCUUGUCAUGAACCUCAUGGAUGCCCACAAGGUUUUCCAGAAGGAGCUGGGAAAGCGCACAGGAACCGUUCAGGUCCUAAAGCGGUCAGGCCGGGAGCUGAUUGAGAACAGUCGCGAUGACACCACGUGGGUGAAAGGGCAGCUCCAGGAACUGAGCACUCGCUGGGACACCGUGUGCAAACUCUCCGUCUCCAAACAGAGCCGGCUUGAGCAGGCCUUGAAGCAGGCAGAAGAGUUUCGGGACACAAUCCACAUGCUGUUGGAGUGGCUUUCUGAAGCCGAGCAAACACUGCGCUUUCGGGGAGCACUUCCUGAUGACACAGAGGCCCUGCAGUCUCUCAUCGACACCCAUAAGGAAUUUAUGAAGAAAGUGGAAGAGAAGCGAGUGGAUGUUACCAGCGCAGUGGCCAUGGGAGAGGUGAUCCUGGCCGUCUGCCACCCUGACUGCAUCACUACCAUCAAACACUGGAUCACCAUCAUCCGAGCUCGCUUCGAGGAGGUCCUGACAUGGGCCAAACAGCACCAGCAGCGUCUGGAAGCCGCCCUGUCAGAACUGGUGGCCAAUGCCGAGCUCUUGGAAGAACUUCUGGCGUGGAUCCAGUGGGCCGAGACUACCCUCAUUCAGCGGGAUCAGGAGCCCAUCCCUCAGAACAUUGACCGAGUUAAAGCCCUUAUCGCUGAGCAUCAGACGUUUAUGGAGGAGAUGACUUGCAAACAGCCUGACGUGGACCGGGUCACCAAGACGUACAAAAGGAAAAUCAUAGAGCCGGCCCAUGCCCCUUUCAUGGAGAAGUCCCGUGGUGGCAGCCGAAAGUCCUUGAGUCAGCCCACACCUCCUCCCAUGCCAAUCCUUUCACAAUCUGAAGCAAAAAAUCCACGGAUCAACCAGCUCUCUGCCCGCUGGCAGCAGGUGUGGCUCUUGGCACUAGAGCGGCAGCGGAAGCUGAACGAUGCCCUGGACCGGCUGGAGGAGCAGCUAUGCCCAGAAUUGAAGGAAUUUGCCAACUUUGACUUUGAUGUCUGGAGGAAAAAGUAUAUGCGUUGGAUGAAUCACAAGAAGUCUCGGGUGAUGGAUUUCUUCCGGCGAAUUGACAAGGACCAGGAUGGAAAGAUAACACGUCAGGAGUUUAUUGAUGGCAUCCUAGCAUCCAAGUUCCCUACUACCAAGUUAGAGAUGACUGCUGUCGCUGACAUUUUUGACCGUGACGGGGAUGGUUACAUUGAUUACUAUGAAUUUGUGGCUGCUCUCCAUCCCAAUAAGGAUGCUUAUCGACCAACAACCGACGCAGAUAAAAUUGAAGAUGAGGUCACAAGACAAGUGGCUCAGUGCAAAUGUGCAAAAAGGUUUCAGGUGGAGCAGAUUGGAGAGAAUAAAUACCGGUUCUUCCUCGGCAAUCAGUUUGGGGACUCCCAGCAGCUGCGGCUGGUCCGCAUCCUGCGCAGCACAGUGAUGGUCCGUGUUGGUGGAGGAUGGAUGGCCCUGGAUGAAUUUCUCGUGAAAAAUGACCCCUGCCGAGUUCACCAUCCUGGGAGUAAAAUAAAGCGCUCUGAUUCCAGCUCUUCGAUUUCCAGUCAGUCUCCCAUAGCACGGGGUAGAACUAACAUUGAACUUCGAGAGAAAUUCAUCCUGCCUGAGGGGGCAUCCCAGGGAAUGACCCCAUUCCGAUCACGGGGUCGAAGGUCCAAACCAUCUUCCCGGGCGGCCUCCCCUACACGCUCCAGCUCGAGCGCUAGUCAGAGUAACCACAGCUGCACGUCCAUGCCGUCUUCUCCAGCCACCCCAGCCAGUGGCACCAAGACUCCACUUCAGUUCUCUCGCUGUUAUGACAAACCCUGGUUGGUAAACAGUAAAGCUGGCACCCCUGUCAGGGACAGCCACUGUCCUGACCUCCAGCUGCCCAGCCCCGAGGUUAUUCCAUCCACAGGCAGCAAGUUGAAACGACCGACACCAGCUUUUCAUUCAAGCCGAACAUCCCUUGCUGGCGAUACCAGCAAUAGUUCUUCCCCAGCCUCCACAGGUGCCAAAACUAACCGGGCAGACCCUAAAAAGUCAGCCAGUCGCCCUGGGAGUCGAGCUGGGAGUCGGGCCGGGAGUCGGGCCAGCAGCCGGCGAGGGAGUGAUGCCUCUGACUUUGACCUUUUGGAGACGCAGUCAGCUUGUUCAGACACUUCAGAGAGUAGCGCCGCAGGGGGCCAGGGCACCUCCAGGAGAGGGCUGAACAAGCCUUCCAAAAUCCCCACCAUGUCUAAGAAGACCACCACUGCCUCCCCCAGGACUCCGGGUCCCAAGCGAUAACACUGUACAAGCACCCCCCAGCCUCUCUCCACGUUGAUCCUGCUCCAUACAUUGGGUGUAUAUUUAUUCUGAAAGGGAGAAGUUAUAUUGUUAAAAUUGUAAAAGAAUAAUUGUGUUAUGAAGCUGCCUUAUUUUUUUUUCUUUUUGUAAGUUACUAUUUUCAUGUGAAUAUUUAUGUAGAUAAAUUUUGCCUCCUGGUAACCCUGUAAUGGAUGGGGCCCAGAAAUGAAAUAUUUGAGAAAAACAAGCAAAAAGGUCAAGACGCAAAUGUGUAUUAAAAAAAAAGAAGAAAAGAAAAGCCUCUAAAUAGGGUUUCUGCGCGGUGCAGGGUUGUAAACCUGCUUUAUCUUUUAGGAUUAUUCCUAAAUGCAUCUUCUUUAUAAACUUGACUUGCUAUGUCAGCAAGAUAAAUUAUAUUAAAAAAUAAGAAUCCUGCAGUGUUUAAGGAACUCUUUUUUUUUUUUUUUUUUCUGUAAAUCACAAACACCUCAACUAGCAAGAACUGAGGGGAGGGCACUUCUGAGUGCUUUUUCAUUGUUUUUAAUGUUGUGUGUGAUUUUAGCUGAGGAGAGGGCGCCUCAUCUAGGUACUGUUUGCACAUGAUACAGCAAAAGGAGUUCACUGCAAUACUGUCUUUGAAUACUGUUUCAAUACUGGGCGUUUAAAGGACAAAUAGCUGCUAGAAAUCAGGGGUAAAUGUAACUGUUCAGAAAACACGUCAGAACAUUGGGGUUUUUAAGAGUCCUGGUUUGUAACUUCCUACCCAGCCCGGCCACCAAUAACGCCACCAGUAAUGCCUGUGCUCACCGGGACCCAGGCUUUCAGCAAGGGGACACUCCUUGGUGGCGUUUUGAAUUACAGAUUCGUUUAUCUGCAUUUUUUUGCUAUUUGAAAUGGUCGAUCAACUUCCCACAAACUGAGGAAUGAAUUCCACGAGCCUAUUCUGAAAAUGUGGACAGAAACACUCGCUCGUCCUUUAAAGGAGAUCACCAGCACACUCGUUAACAAGUCCCGUUUGCUUGUCUUUUUUUGUGCGUAAUAAAGUCCACUGACCAAGUGACCCUGAAGAGGGGCUGCCUGGGGCUCCUGUUUUUUAGCUGCUGUUCCUCUUCAGCUCCGACCACGUUGCUGUGUGAUUAUCUCAAUUGGUUUUAAUUGAGGCAGAAACUGAAGCUCUACCAAUGAACUGUUUAAAAAUAAGACACACUUUUGUAUUAAAAUUGCUUGCAGUAAUGAA